ACUGUUUCUUUACUUGUGAGGAGCCUUAGAGCCUUCUUCAACAAUCUCCAACCCUGCAGUUCCGUUCUUUUCCAAAACCAUUGGAGCUACGUCGGGGCACGAUUAUGGCGACGGAGAGGAAGAAGACGAGGAGGAGCUCUGCACCAGCGAAAACGAUGAUCAAUUCCGAGAGGACAUGGAAGCACUCAAGCAAGCCUAGUGAUGAUGAUUUGGAGUUGUUCCGGAGCAUACGAAGUUGUCUUGAGUUAUCUGAUGAUGCUUGCGAGACUGUCUCUAUGAAACCUUCCUACACUCCUCCGCCAAUUAUUUCGGAUGAAGCUGAAGAUAAGUUCCAGACUCUUCUCACUAUUCAGGGGGCUUAUAUGUCUGCUGAAUCCGGGGGAAAGAGCAAAAUCAGUUGCUUAAGGAGAAAAGAUAUAGUCAAAGAAUCUAACAUGCUCUCGCAGUAUGUAUCUUGCAAUGAUUUGUUCAAUGGAGCCAAUAAUAGUGAGAAAUUUCAACAUUCUGAAGAAGCCCUCAUUCCUCCUGAUUUAUCAAUUGACAACUUGGAGAUGCCAUCUUCUAGUUUGAUUGAGUUGCAUCAGCCGGAUGCUAGCAAGACAUCUGAGAAUUUGGCCUUCCCAAAAUCUGCACGUGGUUCAGAGGGAUCAUGGAGAGAUGGAUGUAAUUUGGAUAAUAUUCUGGCAUCAAUCAAAGAUCUUGAAAUUACCCCGGAGAGGAUUAGAGAAUUUCUACCAGAAGUUAACUGGGAUCAAUUAGCUUUGGUGUAUGCUCCCGGCCGUUCUGGUGCAGAAUGUGAAGCGCGCUGGCUUCACAUCAUGUGUUGUUCAAAGAAGCUGGCUUUGCAGAUGUCUAUGACUGACAAUCAGGGACACCUUUACCAUUUGGUAAUGAAGGCGUCUGUGGUGAUUGGAUCACAGAUGACUGUCAUGCUUUCAUUCCUUAUGUUCUUCCAACCAGAAUCAGUGUGUUUGCAUUACCUGCUCCCUUUUAUCUUGAUGCAUGUGGUUACCCAUUACAGGUGGUUGAAUCAUGAAGAUCCCUUGAUCAAUCGUAGUCCAUGGACUGCUGAAGAAGAGAAGAAUCUUUUGUUUAUCAUCCAAGAACAGGGGAUUGCUAACUGGCAUGAUAUUGCAGUGUCAUUGGGCACCAACAGGACCCCAUUUCAAUGCCUGUCACGUUACCAGAGGAGUUUAAAUGCUUGCAUACUGAAUAGGGAAUGGACUAAGGAGGAGGAUGACAAGCUUCGUUUGGCUGUUGAAGCAUUUGGUGAACGUGAUUGGCAGUCUGCAGCUUCAGCUUUGACUGGCCGGACUGGUACUCAAUGCUCUAAUAGAUGGAAAAAAUCACUUCAUCCAACCAGGCAAAGAGUGGGCAGAUGGUCUGCAGAUGAAGACAAACACUUGAAAGUAUCAGUAAUGCUUUUUGGACCAAAAAACUGGAAAAAGAUUGCUGAAUUUAUUCCUGGCCGAACUCAGGUGCAGUGCAGAGAAAGGUGGGUUAAUUCUUUAGAUCCUUCCUUAAGUCGAAGUAAGUGGAGUGAAGAAGAGGAUUUAAGGUUAGAAGCAGCAAUUGAAGAACAUGGAUACUGCUGGUCAAAAGUUGCUGCAUGCAUGCCUUCACGAACUGAUAACCAGUGUUGGAGGAGGUGGAAGGUAUUGCACCCAGAUCGAAUGCCUUUGCUUCAAGAAGCUAGAAGGAUUUGGAAAUCUACUUGUGUAAGAACUUUGUAGGUAGGGAGUCUGAGCGUCCUGCCCUUGGUCCUGAUGAUUUCAUUCCACUGCCAAUGGUUGAUUCAACUUUUGAACUUGAAAAUAUGAAUGUGCCAAAUAAAUGUAAAAGAAAGCAAAGAAAUGGUACAGCGUACAAAGGAAAAUGACACAGCACCAUGCCAAAAUGGAAAUUCCAUUACCAAUGGGAAUGCAAGUGGAACUCCAACCCAGCACAAAUAAACUUUACAUGUUAAA
Molecule: messenger RNA, 1967 nt
Organism: Rubroshorea leprosula
Lineage: Eukaryota; Viridiplantae; Streptophyta; Magnoliopsida; Malvales; Dipterocarpaceae
Source: the annotation of a GenBank genome assembly